Molecule: messenger RNA, 4097 nt
Organism: Oryctolagus cuniculus (rabbit)
Lineage: Eukaryota; Metazoa; Chordata; Mammalia; Lagomorpha; Leporidae
Gene: CCR9
Product: C-C motif chemokine receptor 9
Biological process (GO): calcium-mediated signaling; positive regulation of cytosolic calcium ion concentration; cell chemotaxis
Cellular component (GO): external side of plasma membrane; membrane
Molecular function (GO): C-C chemokine binding; C-C chemokine receptor activity
Source: RefSeq, a predicted model, not a curated record
CUUCUCAAAGUCGCCGUGUUGCUGUGUGAAGCAGUCACUCGUUCUUUACGUCUCUGUUGGACAGCCACAGAAUAGUCAUCCAUUCAUGGCUUGCCAGCCACUCGGGCUGCUUCUGGGGUUUGGCUGUUACCAAUGAAGCUGCCAUUUGCACUCAUUCACCAGUCUCUGUGGGACAUGAGCUUGCAUUUUUCUGAGCCAAAUACUUAGGGGAGGUACGGUUAACUCACAUGGGAAGCGAGCAACUGCCAGCCUGUUUUCCAAAGAGGUUGUACCGCACGUUAUGUAUUGAAAACCACCGUACUUUCAGACAAAGAGGGCGGGUCACAAUGUCGUCAUGGAAACGGAGCCAGCAGGUGAGGGGUGGGUUUUCGAAGGAGCAACUUUUCUUCCAGAAUCUGGAGGUGUGGCCCUGGCCAUGCUUCUUCGAAAUCUCCUGGUGCUCAGGGUAUAAAAGGAAGCGCUCCAGCCCCGGCACAGAUGAAGAAUCGGUCAAGCUAUUGUUUCUUGGGUUAUUUAGGGGUGUUUUCUUCUCAUCACCUGCUUACCCAGAGGUCCCUGGGCCUAGAACAUUUUCAAAGCAACAUCUGUCCUGUGAACACCUGCCAAUCCCUUAGCUGGUGGAAUGGGGUGGGGGAGGAGAGCCACGGAGCCACCCAGGACUUGAGGGAGGGGUGGGCUCCAGGGAAGAUGGACUGAUGCAAACAGGCUGGGUGGGGGGGCACUUGGGAGCCCCGCCUUGCCCCCCACCCCUGGGUGGAAGAUGUGGGGCCAACUGCCAUCAAACUAGCAGAGAAAAGCUGGAAUCAGGUGACAGAAAUCAGAGUCAAAGGUACAGGAUGACUUCAAACGAGAGGUCCCUGUCAUUUCUGUGUCUAGACUGUGGCAUGAUGUCAGCAGAACACGGGCUCUAACUCCUCCUGGGGCUUCUCCCCUCAACAGACGCAGGCUUGCGGCUGACCACCAUGACCCCCACGGAAUUCGCAAGCCUUAUUCCCAAUAUGUCUGAUGACUACAGCUAUGACGCCACGUCUUCCAUAGACGAGUACAUGGCCUUCAACUUCACCGACCUCUUCUGUAAGAAAAGCAACGUCAGGCAGUUCGCGAGCUACUUCCUGCCCCCCUUGUACUGGCUGGUCUUUAUCGCAGGCACUGUGGGUAACAGUCUGGUUGUUCUCGUCUACUGGUACUGCACGAGGGUCAAGACCAUGACCGACAUGUUCCUCCUGAACCUGGCGAUUGCUGACCUGCUCUUUCUGGCCACGCUCCCCUUCUGGGCCAUCGCCGCCGCUGACCAGUGGCAAUUCCAGACCUUCCUGUGCAAAGUGGUCAACAGCAUGUACAAGAUGAACUUCUACAGCUGUGUGCUGCUCAUCACGUGCGUCAGCGUGGACAGGUACAUCGCCAUCGCGCAGGCCAUGCGAGCCCAGAUCUGGAGGCAGAAACGGCUUCUCUACAGCAAGCUGGUUUGCUUUGCAGUCUGGGUGAUGGCGGCUGCACUGUGCAUCCCAGAGCUCCUGUACAGCCAAAUCAGGAAGGAAUCGGGCAUCAGCAUGUGCACCAUGGUUUACCCCCGGGACGAGAGCACCAAACUCAAGUCCCUUGUCUUGACCCUGAAGGUCAUCCUGGGCUUCUUCCUCCCCUUUGUGGUCAUGGCUUGCUGCUACACCAUUAUCAUCCGCACCCUGACCCAAGCCAAGAAGUCCUCCAAACACAAGGCCCUGAAGGUGACCAUCGCGGUCCUGACCGUCUUCGUCUUGUCUCAGUUCCCGUACAACUGCAUCCUGCUGCUGCAGACCAUCGACGCCUACGUCAUGUUCAUCUCCAGCUGUGCCUUUUCCAUCAACAUUGACAUCUGCUUCCAGGUCACUCAGACCGUCGCCUUCUUCCACAGUUGCCUGAAUCCCGUUCUCUACGUUUUCGUGGGCGAGAGGUUCCGCCGAGAUCUCGUGAAAACCCUCAAGAACCUGGGGUGCAUCAGCCACGCCCAGUGGGUUUCAUUCACAAGGAGAGAGGGGAGCUUGAAGCUGUCAUCAAUGCUGCUGGAGACAACCUCUGGAGCCCUCUCCCUCUGAGGGGUCUUCUCCCAGGGCGGGGCAGAUGGUGCUUUUGAAAACAGUUUCCCCGCUGAUGGGACCCGAGAGAAACCAAGGGGGAACAAAGGACACAGAAAAGGAAACACACACAGCUCGGAAAGAGAAGAAUGGGAACAACAUUCCGACUUGUAGUGAGAAGUUGGGAAAUCCGAGUUCUCAAAAUCGGCUACUCUAGGAGGCUGUCGAUGACCUCUUGGCAGCAACAAUCAUUUCCCAAGGAAGACUAAGGCACCACCUCGCAGACCACGCCCUGGCCUUGCCACCUGUCUUAGCACCAACGCGGCUGCUCUGGGGAGGAGCACUGUGAAUCCCCGUGUCCCCACACAGGGGCAGAGGCACUGACUGCUGCCGGAGUCCCUAAGAACGGACGCUUUUCUGAAAACUUCCAUCUUCAGGAAAUUGCCUCCCUGGUUUUGCGCCUGACACCUGUGCCAGUUCUUACAGAUCCUUCAUCUAGAAUCCUCCCGAACAAUCUCAGAUCGGAUUCCGCUCGGGACUGCUUGGUCUGUUCUGGACCAGUGAGGUCCCUGUUCUUGUCAUGGAGCUACCUGCAGGACUGGGCAGUGAGCUCCUGGUCAUGCAGAGUCUGUUGGCUUCCAAGCCAUUUCCGUGUCUGGCUGGUGGUUCCUGGAUUGCGCACCUGGCCACGGGUUGAUCUGGGCGGGGAUGUGUCGCUGGUCUCUGGUCCACCCUGGGUGCUCCCAACGAGAUGGGUCGGUUCUGGAGAUCCUCCGCUUUCCAAAGCUGCUGGGAGCUAUUUACCCCGUGCUUCUUCCUAGUGCCAACAUUUCCAAAGCUUAAAAUCCAGAGAUGCGGCCGGAAAAAUCGACCAUAAUUCACUUUUGCUUUGUGCUUUUAACUAUUUUGCAAAUUUGUCACAUGUGAAAACAUUCCACAUGUUGGAAGGUUGCUUUUUAAUGUGCAUUUAAAAUACUCAUUGCUUGCUGCUGCUUUCAUCCUCCUGCUAUUUGAAAUGUGUGCAGUUAAAGAUCAGACAGACACAUGAAGAGUGUGGAGAGGUCAGAGACUGGACGAAGGAAAUAAAAUCUCCAAAUACCUUAAAACUGUCUCGGCUGAGCAGUUUUCCUCUCUCCCCUGCCCAAACGUGUCCCCAGGUUUUCCCCAGUUGAUCAAAUGGGACUUCCAGGGAGCACCGCCAGCCACCCCAGGAUUCGUUCUUCUCUGGAGGAAGCAUUUGAUGUCCCCAGGGCACAGAGCAUUGCUGUGGUUUCGGUUUCAACACCGUCCUUUCUCCAAGGGGACACAAAAGCAUUGGAUUUUCCUUGUUUUCUUUUUCUUUUUUUUUUUAAGAUUAUUUAGGGGCUGGUGCUGUGGGGCAAUGGUUUAAAGCCGCUGCCUGCAGUGCUGGCAUCCCUUAUGGGCGUCAGUUCGAGACCCGACUGCUCCACUUCUGAUCCAGCUCUCUGCUGUGGCCUGAGAAAGCAGUAGAAGAUGGACCAAGUGCUUGGGCCCUUGCACUCACGUGGGAGACCUGGAGGAAGCUCCUGGCUCCUGGCUUCAGAUUGGCACAGCUCCAGCCAUUGUGGCCAACUGGGGAGUGAACCAGCGGAUGGAAGACCUCCCUGUCUCUAUCUUUCUCUGUAACUCUUUCAAAUAAAUAAAAUCUUUAAAAAAAUUUAAAAAAAGAUUAUUUAUUUUAAAAGGCAGACUUCCUCUUUCUUUCAUAUAUAUAUGUAUAUAAGAGAGAGAGAGAUGAAUGAAUGAAUAUUGGGGCUGGCACUGUGGCAUAGUGGGUUAAGCUGCUGCCUGCAGCGCUGGCAUCUCAUACGGGCACCUGUUCGAGUCCCGGCUGCUCCACUUCCCAUCCAGCUCUCUGCUAUGGCCUGGGAAAGUAGUGGAAGAUGGUCCAAGUCCUUGGGUCCCUGUACCGUGUGAGAGACCUGGAAGAAGCUCCUGCCUUCAAAUUGGCUCAGCUCUGGUCACUGUGGCCAGUGAGGAGCGAACCAGCAGACGGAAGACCUCCCUCCGUCCCUCCAUGUGUCU